Molecule: messenger RNA, 402 nt
Organism: Daucus carota subsp. sativus
Lineage: Eukaryota; Viridiplantae; Streptophyta; Magnoliopsida; Apiales; Apiaceae
Product: protein AGENET DOMAIN (AGD)-CONTAINING P1-like
Exons: 1
Coding region: 1-402 (133 amino acids)
Source: RefSeq, a predicted model, not a curated record
AUGGAUUUCAAAAGAGGGGAUGUGGUGGAGAUCAUGGGCACCGAAGAAGGAUUUGAGGGCUCUUAUUUCGAGGCAAUUCUGAUUUCCAAGGUUUCCAACGAUCACUACAUUGUUCAGUACAAUACUCUGAUGAAUGAUGAUAAGUCUGGGCCCGCAAGGGCAUUUGUCUCCGGAAAAGACAUACAACCGGUGCCGGAGGAGAUCAUGCCGGAAAAAGGGUUCUUUUUGAAUGACAGGGUUGAUGUUUAUUACCGUGAGGGGUGGUGGGUUGGAAAAAUAACCGAGAAACUCGAGAACGAGUACCGGGUUUGGUUUGAGCAUACAGGGGAUGAGGGUGUGUACUCAACCACUCAGACUCAGAUGCGACUUCAUCGGGAUUGGAUUAACGGUAAAUGGGUUUGA